CCGGCACUGACAAGUAGGUCCAUGUGAACCACUUUUUACCAAAGAAAUCGUUAAUCGAGGUUGGAUGUGUGAUGGUGGUUACGGCUGCUGAAUUGUGAGAAGACGUUCUCCUAUCUCCUCUCGGCUACUGCUGUCUUUGUCUCUCAGGCCCAAUGGCAAGUCGCCUCUUGGGCAGAUAUGCCCGUCUUCUCUGCAGGGCCUCCUCUCAGGCUCCGGCUGCUACUGCUGCCCGUCUGCCUCUGUCUGUGGCUGGGGUACUAGAGUUGCAGAGGGCUCAGGCAUGGCCAUGUAUCACAGAGAGGCUAAUGUGCGAGGGGAGGGUGAUUGCCAAGGAUGACUCUUUUCCAAGCAUGCCUACACGCACCCGGCUGGACGAGCUGGUUGAAAAGGCAGCGGGGCCAGAGGAGGUCCUGGUGGCCUGGGCAGAGCACGGAGGAAACGGUAAUCAAGCUGCUACUACUCUGAUGAAGUGGACUCGUUUGGUACUGACGACGAAGGGCAAGUUUAAGGAUCAAAACCCAGAUCUGAUGAGGGACUCAAGGCUACAGGAUAUGAUGGACACCAUAGCUCAGCAGAUAUCUUCAGUGUGGAAUAACGCUCUAGUGUCGGUCUUGCGCGCUCUCUGGAUUAUGGGUGUGCCCACAACUGAUUCAACACUCAGUUCUGUCCAGACAGAGGUUCUGUGGCGAGUCCGCAGGCUAAGCUAUAAGCAGCUGGGCUUUCUGGCACACUGGGGAGCAAGCAGGAAAGGACAGCAGGAUGUGGCAAUAGUAACUGCUGCAUUAAAACAGCUGGAACUGCGUUGGACUGAAAUCUCUGAUGCUAAAACUGUUGGUGCACUAAUAUCCAGAGGACAAUACAUGUCACCGACCUUGAUGGACAGACUAGAGGACAAGGCUUUGGAGCUCGCAGAGGGCUUUUCAGCAGAAGAGAUCCGCAAAGUGUGUUUAUCUUUGGCCACUCUAGGCCGCAGAUCUGUCCCACUCCUCAGAGCUCUGUCCUACCACCUUCUCCAGAAGCCGUCGUCAGAAUUCACCACUACACUGAUACUGGACAUGGCCUAUGCUUAUGGGAAGUUGAAUUUCAACCACUCUCAGGUAUUUCAGCGGAUGGCAUCGGAGUUGUUACCCAGAGUCCCAGAGACCAGCGCUGUAGAUGUAACACGCUGUGCAAAAUCACUGGGUUUCCUCAAAUGGCUCCACAUCCCUCUCUUUGAAGCCUUUGCUGUGCACUACACAGCAAACAGUCAGAAUUACAGUAUUCUUCAGCUCUGUAAUCUGCUCAUGACUUUUGCCAGAUUGGGCUUCCAGCCCAGCAAAGGAGACGAGUUCUACAGCAAGGUUCACUCUGUGCUGGAGGACUCUCUUGCAGGCCUGGAGCCUUUCUUGAAGACAGAUGUGGUGUGGUCCCUGUGUGUGUUACAGCAGGCCAAGCCCCACUACCUUACACCCCUCACACAACAGAAACACAUUGCUACUCUGUCAAAGGGCAGUCCAGUUCGAGCAGACAACUAUCGGCUAAAGCUCCUCCACAUUGCUGCUACUCUCCAGUUAGAGCAUUCAGAAGCCUCAGAAGCUGCAGCCGCUCUCUUAGCGACGGCUCAGUCUAUCCGGGCCACCAGCUCCUCCCUGUCCCCCUUGCAGAGCAGUCUAAGAGGGGCUUUACAGAGUUUUGUGGGUGAGAAGACUGAGGCUGUUCGCACAGGUGUUGACACUUUGUACGGAUGGACUAUUGAUGGUGAGCUAGUAGUGGAUCAUGACAACAAACCAAUUGACAUGUCAAUGUUGAAAGCUCCUCAUCUACUCAGUGGAGGAGGAGACCAGGAUUUACCUGUAGGGGCACGGCGGCUUGCUUUCUUGGCAUGGGAAUUUCCCAAUUUUGGCUCAAAGAGUAAAGACCUUCUGGGGCGGUUUUCCAUGAUGAAGCGACACCUCCACCUGGCUGGCUUCAUCACAGUGGAGGUGCCAUAUUAUGAGUGGCUGGAGCUGAAGACAGACUGGCAGAAACAGGCAUACCUCAAGGAUAAAAUGGGGAAGGCUGUGGCCGAGGACAUGGCCAAGUGAACUGGAGUGUCUAUAUCAAAUUUGUAAGCUCAGCUAAAUCGGAGCUUUCUCAACCAAAUGGGGCACACACACACGUACACACACGUCCACACUCAGAACGGCGCAGCAUUGCAGGAAAGCUCUCUCAUACUUUUGUCCCGGGAAAAAAAAAAUCAUAUUUUUACUCUGGUUCCCUUGGAAACAUGUGGGGCUUUCCCUGUUUCCAUGGAGAUGACGAGCAAGAAUUUUGGAGCCAGAGAGAGACCAAAAUAAACACAGCAGCGAGUCCUUCUAUAGUACUUAUAUGAUCAAGGACUAAGUUGUUGCAUCUGUGACUGACAUGUGAAAACUGAAGCACUGCGGCUAUCUGUAGACAUUUUUGGCCACAACAUGUUUAAUAGCAGCAUGUGAAUAGAUUGGAAUUAACUUAAUUAUGUCUGUGAAUGUGUGCGAAGUCAUCAAGUUGUAAUGGAAUAAAUUGUUUUAUUGCCA
Messenger RNA from Scomber japonicus (chub mackerel), 2534 nucleotides. RefSeq names its product transforming growth factor beta regulator 4 (gene fastkd4). Gene Ontology annotation, molecular function: RNA binding. Gene Ontology annotation, cellular component: mitochondrial matrix; ribonucleoprotein granule. The record is from RefSeq and is a predicted model, not a curated record. The transcript has 11 exons. Lineage: Eukaryota; Metazoa; Chordata; Actinopteri; Scombriformes; Scombridae. Bases 153 to 2063 code for a protein of 636 amino acids. Gene Ontology annotation, biological process: mitochondrial RNA processing; regulation of mitochondrial mRNA stability.